UUUUACCACGCCUAUCACGUGGUAUCUUGAUGCAGUGAGCUGAGGGCAUCGCGAUUGCCCUUAAGAGUCCGAUCCACUCGCUCUCCUUCCUCCUCCGCUCACCAACCCAAAUCAACCAAACAUCUACCCUCUCAAAUGGCAGCCGCGCCCACGUCGCAGGCCGCCGGAGCGCCCUGGAGCUCCCUCACCAGCUAUGGAUUCCACGCGCUCACGGACUCUGCCCCCGCCUCCGUUCGCUUCUCCGUCGGUCGCCGCCGCACCGGCACGGCUCGCCUAGAGGUGAAGGCAGCUGGAAAUAUCUUUGGGGACUAUUUCCAGGUCGCAACUUAUGGAGAGUCUCAUGGAGGUGGUGUCGGUUGCGUUAUCAGUGGUUGUCCACCCAGAAUCCCACUUACUGAGGAAGACAUGCAAGCGGACCUCGAUCGAAGACGGCGAGGCCACAGCGGAAUAAAUACCCCAAGAAAGGAGACAGAUACUUGUCAAAUUCUUUCAGGGACAUAUGAAGGAAUGACCACUGGGACGCCAAUUCAUGUUUUUGUCCCAAAUGCAGAUCAAAGAGGGCGUGAUUACGAUGAUAUGACUAAUGCGUACAGACCUUCCCAUGCGGAUUUAACUUAUGACCUCAAGUACGGUGUUAGAUCUGUGCAGGGAGGUGGAAGGGCAUCGGCAAGAGAAACCAUUGGAAGGGUAGCCGCAGGAGCUCUUGCGAAGAAAAUACUCAAGCUCAAAUCUGGAGUAGAGAUUCUGGCAUUUGUUUCGAAAGUGCAUCAAGUUGUUCUUCCUGAAGAUGCUGUUGAUUAUGAAACUGUAACCCUGGACCAGAUAGAGAGCAACAUUUGCAGAUGCCCUGAUCCAGAAUAUGCAGAGAAGAUGAUUGCUGCAAUUGAUAAAGUACGAGUUGAUGGAAAUUCCAUUGGUGGGGUAGUCACAUGUAUUGCCAGAAAUGUUCCUCGUGGGCUUGGUACUCCUGUAUUUGACAAACUUGAAGCUCUACUGGCAAAGGCUAUGCUUUCUCUUCCUGCAAGCAAGGGGUUUGAGAUCGGUAGUGGAUUUGCAGGUACGGACUUAACUGGAAGUGAGCAUAACGAUGAGUUCUAUAUGGAUGAGGCUGGAAAUGUGAGAACACGAACCAAUCGCUCGGGUGGUGUACAGGGAGGGAUAUCAAAUGGUGAAACUAUAUACUUCAAAGUCGCCUUCAAGCCAACAGCAACUAUUGCGAUGAAGCAAAAUACUGUAACAAGAGAUCAUCAGGCCAUAGAACUUUGGACAGGGGGUCUCCGUGACCCAUGUGUUGUCCCUCGGGCUGUUCCAAUGGUCGAAACGAUGGCGUCAUUGGUGCUCAUGGACCAGCUUAUGGCGCACAGUGCUCAGUGCGAGAUGUUUCCACUGAACCUUGCCCUACAAGAACCGAUCGGUUCUAGUACACCUGCCUUGGCGUAAUGCCGCCAUUGAAACAAGAAGCCCCCCCUCUUCCAUUUUACUUUCAUUUCGUAGCAAAUUAACUUGUAUCGUUGCUAUAAAUUUUUAUUACUGCACAUCAAGCGAUCCAUGUAAUACUGAAAUAAAAGGGGUAUUUAUGUUUUGCAGUAUUGCCAAUUUGUUCUACA
Messenger RNA from Lolium perenne, 1607 nucleotides. Its product is annotated as chorismate synthase 1, chloroplastic. The record is from RefSeq and is a predicted model, not a curated record. NCBI's taxonomy places the organism in Eukaryota, Viridiplantae, Streptophyta, Magnoliopsida, Poales, Poaceae. Gene Ontology annotation, cellular component: cytosol. Gene Ontology annotation, biological process: chorismate biosynthetic process; aromatic amino acid biosynthetic process. Gene Ontology annotation, molecular function: FMN binding; chorismate synthase activity.